AUGGAUCAUUGUAAUGACUCGGCUGGUCACGGACACUCAGGGUUUACUUUGUCGAGCCAACAGAGAGUAAAACUAGGACUUAUGAAAGUCAGGGAACAGACUGAGAGCAUCAUGACUCAAGAAUUGGAUCCUCAAGUCAUCAAUACCCUGCGAAUUAUUCGUGUAAUCCAGGUUCUUUAUACGACUGUAUUUCUGAUGGGGCUGGAGUAUAUCACUGUCCUCAAGGGUUCACUUCUUAUCUCAAUCUCAUAUAUCAAACAGCUGCGCGGUAAACCGUGUUGGGGUCCAUGCAGGUAUGGCAUGAUGUUGACUCUAAUCAUGGAAUGUCUUUUACCCGAUACUGUUGGUUCCAACAUCCAUUCCUACAUAUAUUGCAACCACGAAUAUAGCAAUCUAGCCGCCGAUCGUGGCUUACAACGGGUCCGAGAGUACGGUGCGGUCCGUUUCCAUAACUUUGUCCCACAAUCGCCAAUAAUGAGGGUGUUUCAAGCGCUUGGCCAGCAACAACCAACACAGUGA
Molecule: messenger RNA, 519 nt
Organism: Fusarium graminearum PH-1
Lineage: Eukaryota; Fungi; Ascomycota; Sordariomycetes; Hypocreales; Nectriaceae
Exons: 4
Coding region: 1-519 (172 amino acids)
Source: RefSeq, a predicted model, not a curated record